Molecule: messenger RNA, 2693 nt
Organism: Durotheca rogersii
Lineage: Eukaryota; Fungi; Ascomycota; Sordariomycetes; Xylariales; Xylariaceae
Exons: 1
Coding region: 258-1952 (564 amino acids)
Source: RefSeq, a predicted model, not a curated record
UCGCUACACGCCUACAGUACGGACAAUAGCAACAUUGCCACAUAAUCAGAACCGACCGGGCCACCGUCGCUUCCAUCAAUACCUUGUUGUAAUACCACUCGAUCGCCUCUUAACCAACAGAGGCAAUCUUCCAUUCCUUCCUAGAUUUUACUUCUAAUUAUUUUUUUUUCUCCCGCCGUGGCGAUUCGGAUCGCCUGCCAGGACUUUGCCUAGGUGGCCAAUUUGAUUCACGGCAGAUUAUCACACCACUUUGAGCAAUGGACACCGGAGGUCUUGCUCAAAUGUCGCACAACGGCUUCACUUCCCCGUCGGGUUUGGGCAUGCCCACCGGAGGGUUGGCCUCUCGUCGCAGCGGCGGCCAGAACAUCAAGCCGCUGUCCUUCGAUGCCAUGAAGGCCUCGGCCGACACCAAGGACAACGGUGCUCCGACUCCGCGCACCAGCCGGUCUCACCUGCUUGCAGGUCUCAGGACGGCCCCCAAGUCCGCCACCGCAACCUCGUUCGCUACCUCGCCAACUUCUGCCGUCCCUCCCUCCCACGUACACGGGCGGGGCAGCGUUCCUGGGAACGUGUACGGUGGCCAGGACGGCAUGUACAAUGGGCCCAAAACUUCGCUUCCGCGCAUCGCAUCGCAGCAAGCCCACAACUCCCUGAUGGGUAUGGGCCCGCAGCAGUACACGGCCGAGCAAAUCCUAGCCCCCCCCGAGCUUUAUCUGGACGAGCAGGUCCAGAACCAGAUGGACCCUUCCCUGUACGCACAGCUCGUGGCGACUAACCUGUUCUUGGCCCAGCAACAGCAGCGUCUGCAACAGCAGCUGCUCAGUGUUCAAGCUGCUGCCCAGCAGUUCCAAAACAUGAGCCUGAGCGGCCAGUCGGUUUUGCAGCAGCAGAUGGCGCUGCAGCAUUUGUACCAGCAGCAGCAGCAACUCAAGGACCUGCAGCAAUCCAUAGCUACAUCGAUGCCUACCCAGCAGAACCUGUAUACCUACUAUGACCCUGCGACUGGCCACCAGAUGUACUAUGUCGACCAGAACGCCGCCCAGGUGAAUAACAGCAGCUACGUAGACAACACUCCGGCUACUCCGAAGGGAUUCAAUCGUCAGCAGAACGGCAAUGGCACGCCCCGUGUCCAGGUUUCUCCUCCUCCCGUGGAGAUUAGCCCGCCUUCUUUCCGAACGACUUCGCCUCCGAAGAGGGUGGAGCUGGUCGUGGAGCCAACCCCCCUCCCUCCGCCGUCUGCUAAUGCCUUCCGCCGUGGCCAUAAGAAGUCGUCGUCUCUGGCUAAUGGCAACAAGGGUCUGUCCUUGUCGACGGACGAGCCCCCCAAGUCGGCCGGUCCGAAGACCGCCUCGUUCCCAUUGACGCCUCUGACUAACGGUAGCUAUGGCCCGGGCCAGGGUCGUGCUGGUGAACACCCAAUUCGGCAACCCCGCGGACCUCCCGCCUCGGAGGAGCUCCUAGCGAAACCGACUGCCAAGCACGAAGGCAGCAAGAAUUUUGCCGCACGGACCCGACGCUCUGCCGUCCACAAUCUCGUCAAGGCUAGGAUGGUUAGACGGAAGGGUACGGGUAGCAGCUGCGGAAGCAUGAGCCCCGUAUCCGAGACUGCUGAGGAGGUCGACUCUCCGCUAACCGAUAACGAGUCUGACUCUGGACGUAGUGGCUCAGGUAGCCUCUCCGGAGACGCGGAGCCGAGUCUCGCUAGUUCCCGGACUUCAACCAGCGGUAGCUGGGGGGCUAUUGGUUCCGAUCGACCGGGUUCGCGUCAGAAGUCGCGCAAGAGUGUCGACAGCCUCUCCAGCGUGGGUGAGAGCGAGGGCAGCUUCGCGAGCGUGUUCAAGAACGGGGCGCAGCGGUCAAGCAAGACUGAAUCAGCUGACGGGCAACGAAAAGCCCCGAUGCUCGUUCUCACCAGCGCCGAGAAGCGCAAGGGGGGCAUUGCGGUGGCUUAAGGCAUAGCCGGCCUAUUUUUCACGCAAUAAUGAUCACAUGCUCCCAACGUCUCUGUCUUUUCACGACCAUCGCGGCGGAGUGGUAGAUCCCUCUUAGCAGAGAUUACGUACGAAGGGACGGGACCGGAUUGGAGAACAGAAUGGACAUUUCUUUCGCGCUUUUGAUUUCGGGAGGUACUGGACGCUGGAUUCUGGGGGACGGUCGGCACUUCGCGGUAUCGAGUUUCGUUUGCAAUGCCAAGGACCUCUCGAGUCAGCAUCCAGCGGAGGUAGGUACACUUCUUCGAGGAGGCCGAUGUUUGGAGAGGAAGAGCCCGUGGAUGGGAGGGACACUUUGCUGUUUAUACUUCACGUCAUUCUCUCAGCCAAACCGCACAUUCUUAUUCGUCGUCAAAUGCGUUGAGUUUGGAGGGAAAUUGACCAAGGGAGCAUCGCACUUACGACACCUGUGGAUGCUUUUCCUUCACCCAUUGUGUAGACUGAUGCUCAAGUUUCAACGGCGAGAGCACCUAAAUCAAUAGAGGCACUUAUCAGACGCCUCAGGUAGUGAUGAUUAGCUUAAUUACAACUGCCUGUUAAGUCUCCCGACGGGAGUUGCCUAUGCUGUGAACUGGGUUGGAUAUUGUCUCGGGCGAAGAUAAGUAGUAUCGUCAGUUCGCUUACCAUGAGCCCGGUUGUAAAAAUAGAUCUACCCAGUUGCGGACGCAGCGAUGAUUAGCUCGAUGAGAGACUCAUAGCACU